Molecule: messenger RNA, 1427 nt
Organism: Prunus avium (sweet cherry)
Lineage: Eukaryota; Viridiplantae; Streptophyta; Magnoliopsida; Rosales; Rosaceae
Source: RefSeq, a predicted model, not a curated record
GCAAGUUGUAAAAACACUUAAAAAACAACUAAUGGAUUCCAUGGAAUCACACCGACCCUGCAGGUUAUUACCAUUACUGAGUCCUCCUCUUCCUCUCAAAAUCGUUCUUCCUGGAGAGACAACUUUCCCGGAAAACGAAAGAAAAAUCACUGCUUUCCCAGAAAAUGGUCGAGUCAGAAGAGGAAAGCCAAACUCAAGCCAUUCCGCCAAAGUCAAAGAACACAGUGGACGACAGAGAAGCUGCGCUCAUGGAGUUUGAUGCUUUUUGGCCGUUGGAUCCGAUUCACUUUCCUUCUAACCCCACGUCCCCUCCUUUAUAGGGUGGUGAUGCUGAUAAUGAUGAUAAGUUCGCUGGACAAGUUGAUCAAGCUCUUUCUGACCGUCCUCAAUUCAGUUCCUAUUCAAAUAUGCAAUGAAGGUCGCCAAACUGCAUUGACUGAAAUCUUGGAGAUACUGACAGUGGUAUGUGAAACUCACAAAUUACCGCUUGCUCAGACCUGGGUUCCUUGUAUGCAUCGCAAUGUUUUGGCUUAUGGUGGUGGCCUGAAGAAGAGCUGUACUAGCUUUGAUGGUAGUUGCAUGGAACAGGUCUGCAUGUCCACAACUGAUGCGGCAUUCUACAUUGUCGAUGCUCCUAUGUGGCAUUUUCGAGAGGCCUGUGUUGAGCAUCAUUUACAAAAGGGUCAAGGGGUUGCUGGGAGGGCUUUUUUGUCCCGUAACGCAUGCUUCUGCAGAGACAUUACCCAGUUCUGCAAAACUGACUACCCUUUAGUACACUAUGCACGCAUGUUUAAGUUAACCAGCUGUUUUGCAAUCUGCUUACAGAGCACUCAUACUGGAAAUGAUGAUUACAUUCUAGAAUUUUUUCUUCCCCCGAGCAUCACAGACAGUUAUGAACAACAAACUUUGUUGGGCUCCUUAUUGGCAAUAAUAAAGAAUCAUUUCCAGAGUCUCAAGGUUGCUUCUGGAAUUAUACUUGAAGAGGAAGGGCUUGUCGAAAUGGUUCAAGCUUCUACAAACAAGGGACUUGACUCAAGACUUGAAUGUAUACGUAUACCCUGUUCCUCGGAAACACCACCAGGGCCCGCCUUACCUAAUGGAGAAGAGAUGGUGCAGCUAGAUUCAUCAAAGCCACAGUUAAUGGUGGACUUUGAUCCUGCAAAUGAUGGGAGCAAUGCUGUUGAUGAGGGUGGAGAAAACAAUAUUUCUUGUCCAGAGAAUAAUGACAACAGGGAACAACCGCAGCAAGAUGGCUCAUUUUUUCAACUAGCUAGUGUUGAAUACUCCUCGUGCAUUGGCUGCUUCCAUGGUUCCCCAUCCAUCUGCAUAUAUGCAUUUCUCCGAUCCCCACCCCUAAUUUCCAACUGAAUUGCAGCAGCCUAAUACCAGUGUAAUUUGAUCAAUACAUGAGCACCAAAUUUCCAACA